AUGCUGGGUCGGGUUCAGUUUGAGUUUCACCUUCGUGACGGUCAGAGCUUUCCAGGAGCAGAAAAUAUGGGAAUUUUAGUGACACUUGCACUGGAUUCAAGAGUUGGACUGGGAACUGCGAUUAGCGAGGGAUGACGAUGUUGGAAAAUUUGUGAUUUGUGGGAUCUACUAGAGGAUUUCGAGUGUUGUGUAAUCUUUAAAUAAAAUGAUAGGGUGUUAGUGCUCUGUAAACAUAAUAAAAACAUAAGUACUAGAAUCAAAACAUAGUGAAACGCGUAAAAAUGUAGUCGCAGUUCUUUAAAAGCACCAUCCACUUCCCACAUCCCAAAUCAGGGAAAACCGAAGCAAAGGAAAGCAACCACCGAGCUUCUGAAGUGCACGACGAGGAAAAACCUUGAGUCCUCGAGUGCCCACCACAAUAAUCGAUAAACAGUACAGGGCUGACUGGAGUGAAAGAUACCGAAUCACAUUGUAAUAUUAUCAGCGCGGAAGAAAGUGGCGGUGCAAGAAGAAUUGAUAAUUGAUUGUGAACAGUGUGCCAGCCGAAGAUAGCGGAAGAAGUGAGAAUUUGUGCACGUAAUUGGAUAUUGAACGGUGUCCGGAGGCGCGUCAACGAGCGAGCAACAGAGCACACAAGUCAGCAAACCGUCAGCCCAUUGCAUCCGCAGCCAUGAAUAACCGCAGUUCAGACGUCUUCCUUCAUAACUCUCAACCAGCUCGACAUUCAUCUUCGUCCUACCACUUCCACCGAUGGACCGCUCCGGACCAUCUCUCACCGGUCCGGGGUCCUAUUGCCCGUACAGCACCGACUCCAGCUCAUCGGCAAGGUCCUACAUCCGUCCGUUCGACACUAUAAGAGCGCUGCACGAAACAAUCGUAUCGCUGCGGACAGCCCUAGAAGAUUCGCGCAGGGAGAACGAACGCUUACAGAAGCAAAUCAACGUUCGUGACGUCGUCGAAGAGGGCCGAGGAUUGCUGAAAGACUAUAAUAGCCAUACCUAUGGCAGCACACCAAGGGAUCUGAACACCAGUGUGGAAACGCAAGACGCCAAGGAACAGGAUAGGAAGUUAAAGAAACUGAAAAAGCGAAGAAGUAGACCUUCGGGAGAGGAAACGGUGGACUCGAGGGAAAACCCUGAAGAAAUCGACGUAAGUCAACCGCCAGUGCAGGAACCGAAAGAGGAACCAUCCAAAAAGAAACAUCCAUCAAGAGAUGUCCAUAGCCAACAGAAGGUUUCAGUAGUUCCAGAUAUUCAAAUUGUCUCUCAUCCAACAUCCGCUAGUGGACACCCAGCUAUGGCAUCCAGAAUAGACGUAAAAAUUAAGGUUUCGUCCAACAUAAACGUAGACGGGAGCAGCUCGGAAGCUGAAAGUUCAGAAGCGACGACACAAGAAAACGCCGUUGUCAAAGAACCAGAUGCAUCAGAAACUCCUGAAGACGAAGACAAGACGAUUGCCGAGGAAGAAGAAGGAGAUCGCGUAACGAUCAAGGAAGAGUUUAUUAAAGGAGAUGCAUCGAAUUUGAAAAUCAAUUUGACGAACGAAGAAAACUUGAGUGUAACUAGAUCAACGGAAGGAAUCAACAUUCGACAAACGUCGUCGGAGAAUCUGCACGUCGAUGUAGACAGGCAAAGCAAUCCUUCAAUCUCCGAGGGUGAUAACUCAGUGUUCACAGAGGGUGCAACUACUCCAGUGGAUCAGGAAGGAGCUACUGGAUACACUGCGCCGGAACCUAGGACUUCAGUGAAGAAAAGUGAAUCGGAAAAUCAAGAAGAAGUGGACGACAUUGAGUUGAUAUUCUCGUCCGACGACAAUAAGGACGUCAUUCAGGAAGAUUUAGUGUCGAUUUCGGACUUUGAACCAUGGCAGGAAACUGGGCAGGCAGGAACACCGGUGCUUAUAAAGUUCAAGCAACUUUCGUCGGAUCAGGAGUCUAGUCAGAAAGGAUCGAUAGAUCGAAGUGAUAGUGAAGUUGUAGAUGGGGAAGGGUCCAGCAGAGAUCCGCUUCCGAAGGAGAAGAGCCUGGAGAGUCAAGACUCUUUAAAUUUGGACAGUGCAAAAAAGGGUAUAGAUUUUAGAGCAAAUUCGACCAGUUUGGAGAAGGAUAGUAGUUUAGAUUACGGAGCAAGUGGCGGUGUGAAAAGGGAAGAUAGUUUCGAUGUCGGAGCUACGAGUGGAGGGAGUGCUUUGGGUAAACGAUGGACGAAUUAUAAUGUGUUAAUCGAGACGGAUAUUUCAAAGUGCGGAAUUGCAGAAGAAAAUAUUCUAGAAAUGGGCAGGCGGAAUACGUGUCCCAAUCCUCCGGCAUACAGGCCUAUCAUCCAUACGGGAUCGCGAUCCCCGGCUACCGCUUCCAACCGAAGUCCGUUGGCUGUGAAGUUUUCCCGUAGUCCUCGUACCUACUCGCCACAUCAGUAUCUUCCUCCGGGAAAAACCCUCCGAACGGUAACGGCCGCAGACAGUACCGCUUUCGGUGGCGACGAAGCCAAGCGUUCACGGGCGGCACAAACCGACAUCACAGCCCUUUCGCAACAAUGGCGCUCGGAAACUCAUCUGCCGGUUUCAGAAUAUGGCGCCGGUCUCUACACACUUCCUUCGAAGUUCGUUCCUCCUCCGUCGACCGGAAGUCGCAAGUUUUCGUUACGGCCAUCAGAUAAAACCCAAGAGGCUCGUCGAGUGCUGUUGAGCGAUAUCAAUUUCACCAGCAUGGUUCCGGAGCUAUCACGCUCGGCAGACCACCUGUGUCAGCAACCGGAGGAACAGGACGAAAACAACGACGAGAACCGCUCGCCUAACUACUGCAAGGGCAAUCUGCUCAAGACGCCGGAAACGGUCAAGGGAAUUCCACCGAGCUACAGCAUGAACUCACCGGGCGUUUCGCAAUGGACGGUCAACGAAAGCAGUAUCGCUACGCAAACCACGCAGACGGACGCAUAUUGGGCAGAUCGUGGUGACUCGUUCGACUCGUCCAAAAGCUACUCACUUGGGUCAAGGUAUAGUACUUUGAGUAAGCACCAUCGCUCCAGAAGCGUUCCUUCAAUCCGUUGUGCCAUUUGUCGCCACAAUCACCAGAAUACUUCGCUUAGAGCCUCGGAAAGCAUGCAUUAUACUCCGAGGGUAACCUUCCAAGAACCCACGCACAAGAUACGGGGUUCGCUACCAGAUCUGAGGCAUGACUGCAACUGCCCACGAAGGUAUGGUGGCCCUUCGUUGUACAGAAUUCAUGGUGAUUCCGGUGGAUCAACGGACAGUCUACUAGAGGAGGCCGAGGACUUUUUGCGAAGAUCUAUCGAAGGAAACAUCAUGCUGGAGGAUCCCGGGGGUCAUUGUGAACCUCCGCUACCUCCUCCACCACUGCAUAUCACAGCUACGGCAAAGCACCGAAGGUGCUCGGAGAACGACAUUCAACGGGACUACAUUCCUUCGAAACAGGCACUGCCCUUCCUGCCAAAGACCGCCAAAUGUCUCAAGCCCGGACACCUGGCGAAAGUAAUUGCUAGAAGCGGACGAGUGGUAGUCGGCAGGGUACGCUACAUAGGCCCGCUGGCGGGCGGUGGUAGUGCCUUUGGCGAGCAAGAUGAAAUCUACGUUGGCCUACAACUUCCCAACAACUUGGGUGAUUGUGAUGGAACGAUUGAUGGAAGGAAAUUUUUCGACUGCGAACCGCAGCACGGUAUCUUCGUCCCCUUCAAGAAGGUCGUCAUGGCGUGGAACUCCUAAGAGCCACAUCCACCCACUCUUUUCCAGACGAACGCACGGGCUACAAAGAAUGGCGAUGGAUAGUGAGAGGCUUCCGCUGAUAUGGCGAAGGAAAGAGAGACACAUGUGAUUUGUCGGCCUAUUGGAGCACAUCUUUAUGGAAUCAACGUGGGGUGUAUUAUUAGCACAGAGGAAUGGCACAGGCGACAACAGGACAAGCAAAUAGUACUUUGCUCUUAUUCAACCGCCGAAGAUAUGUAGCAUUCCUAUGAGAGGCGCAAUUAUGCAAGGAUCAAUUCGAAAAGACCGACCCUUGUCAAUAUGGAUCAAAAGGUUUGGGACUACCUAUUCACAAAAUGAGGGUCGCCGACAUACGCGUAGGUUUGUCCAUGGGCACAUGCACGGGAGGCAGAAGGGUUGUUUCAAUAGUCAAAACUCAUUGUUCCAAAAGGUCCUAUAUGGUUUCCCGUUAGUCAUCAAUUUUGACAGCUGUACCAAAAGCAAUUGCAUUGCUAUUUAAUUAUUGGGAAACAUAUUUUUUUAUUCUUUUCAGAAUUAUUAACCCCUCUACUGGCAGUAGCAUUCGUUUAAAACCAAAAAAAAAUGAA
Molecule: messenger RNA, 4307 nt
Organism: Aedes aegypti (yellow fever mosquito)
Lineage: Eukaryota; Metazoa; Arthropoda; Insecta; Diptera; Culicidae
Exons: 9
Coding region: 751-3720 (989 amino acids)
Source: RefSeq, a predicted model, not a curated record